AUGUCAAAUACCUCAGCAAGAGAGGAAAUUAAUGUAGAUAUGAACGAUCAACUAGAGGCCAUAAUACGUGAUGUUGGAGAAGAGUCCUUUAAUCGUGCACAUGUAUAUGAUAAUUUGUGCAGUGGCAAAGAAGAGCCUUUGUAUCCGAGAUGCACUAACUUCACACGAUUGUCUGCGGUAUUGAGAUUUUUCAACUUGAAGGCGAGAAAUGGCUGGACAGAUAAAAGCUUCACUGAAUUACUUGAAUUGUUGAAAAAAAUGCUCCUAGAAGGUAACACAUUGUCGAAUCGUAACUAUGAGGCAAAGAAGUUAUUGUGUCCAAUGGACAUGGAGUAUAGGAAAAUACAUGCAUGCCAUAAUGACUAUUUAUUGUAUAGAAAUGAGUUUGAAGAGUUGACUAAGUGUCCUAGGUGUGGACUAUCAUGCUACAAAAUGAAGGAUGGUGAUUCCAUUUAUGACGAAAGCUCAAAGAGACCUCCUGCGAAGGUGUUAUGGUAUCUUCCAAUAGUUCCAAGAUGGCAUGCCGAUGAGAGGAAGCGUGAUGGACAACUUCGUCACCCAGCUGAUUCUUUGAAAUGGAAGAAAAUUAAUGAUUUGUACCCGGAGUUCGGAAGUGAGCCUAGGAACCUUAGGCUUGGACUUUCUACAGAUGGAAUGAAUCCAUAUGGAAACUUAAGUAGUAACCAUAGUUUAUGGCCUGUUCUACUAGUUAUCUACAACCUACCUCCUUGGAUUUGCAUGAAGCGUAUAUAUAUCAUGUUAUCUAUGAUGAUUUCAGGUCCAAAACAACCUGGAAAUAACAUAGAUGUUUAUCUAAGUCCAUUGAUUGAAGAUUUGAGAAUGCUUUGGGAAGGUGUUGAUGUGUUUGAUGGGUAUUCUCGUGAAUAUUUUAUGAUGCGUGCAAUGCUAUUUUGCACCAUCAAUGACUUUCCUGCAUAUGGAAACUUGUGUGGCUAUAGUGUUAAGGGACACAAAGCAUGUCCUAUAUGUGAAGAAGGAACAUGCUACCAACAAUUGAAACAUGGAAGAAAAGUUGUUUAUGUUGGGCAUCAAAAAUUUCUCAAGUCUAAUCAUCCAUACCGUAAGUUGAGAAAAUCGUUUAAUGGAGACCAAGAGCAUGAAAUUUCUCAAAAAGCCUUAACUGGGGAGCAAGUUUAUCAACGUGUUAAGGAUAUAAAUGUUAUCUUUGGAAAGAACCAAAAACAGACAUCUGAGAAAAAUAUAUGGAAGAAGAAGUCUGUGCUCUUUGAUCUUCCUUAUUGGUCUAGUCUAGAUGUAAGACAUUGUCUUGAUGUGAUGCAUGUAGAGAAAAAUGUGUGUGAUAGUGUAAUUGGAACACUUCUCAACAUUCAGGGGAAAACAAAGGAUGACUUAAAUUCUCGUCUAGAUAUGGUUGAUAUGGAGAAAAAUGUGUGUGAUAGUGUAAUUGGAACACUUCUCAACAUUCCGGGGAAAACAAAGGAUGGCUUAAAUUCUCGUCUAGAUAUGGUUGAUAUGGGUAUACGACAACAAUUAGCUCCACAAUCAACAGGUAAACGAACAUAUUUGCCUCCUGCUUGUCAUACAUUGUCAAAAAAGGAGAAGAGAUGCUUUUGUGAGUGUUUAAGGGGAAUAAAAGUGCCACAUGGAUACUCCUCAAAUGUCAAGAGUCUUGUGUCAAUGAAAGAUUUGAAAUUAGUUGGCUUAAAGUCUCACGAUUGCCACAUUUUGAUGCAACAACUACUACCAGUGGCUUUACGUGGCAUAUUGCCUAAAAAAGUAAGAGAGGUCUUAACUAGAUUGUGUUUAUUCUUCAACGCUAUUUGUAGCAAAUUCAUUGAUCCUCAAAAAUUAAAUGAGUUGGAAAAUGAAGCUGUUAUUAUCUUGUGCCAACUAGAGAUGUAUUUUCCUCCUUCUUUUUUUGACAUCAUGGUUCAUUUAAUUGUUCAUUUAGUUAGGGAGAUUAAAUUAUGUGGUCCUGUUUAUUUGAGGUGGAUGUAUCCAUUCGAGUGUUACAUGAAGAUUUUAAAAGGAUAUGUGAACAAUCCACACCGUCCAGAAGCAUCUAUUGUUGAAAGGUACAUAGCAGAAGAGGCUAUUGAGUUUUGUUCUGAAUAUAUGACAAAAGCAGAAGCCAUAGGAAUUCCUAGAUCUCGUCAUGAGGGAACAUGUGUGGGUAAUGGUAUUCGAGGCUUAAAACUUAAGAGCAUGGGACGAGAGGAAGUACUUCAAGCACAUUUGUAUAUAUUGAAUAACACUGAUGAGGUUCAACCUUACCUUUCUACUCAUAAAAGCAUUGUGAAGGAAAAUUAUCCUAAAAUGAAUGAAAAAUGGUUGCUGAAUAAGCAUAACAAGACUUUCUUAAAGUGGUUUAAAGAAACCAUUUUAACCAACAAUACAACUUCUGAUACACUAAAAUGGCUAGCAAAUGGGCCUCACUUUGAUGUCAUAACUUGGACUGGCUACAAUAUCAACAAUUUUACUUUCUACACAAAAAGUCAAGAUGACAGAAGUACCAUGCAAAAUAGUGGGGUUAUGGUCGUAGCUGAGUCCAUGCAUUUCUCUAGUUCAAAAGAUAAAAACCCUGUUACAGCAUCCAUACCUUACUUUGGGACCAUUGAAGAGAUUUGUGAUGUCGAUUUCAUUAAAUUUAAAGUGCAUGUUUUUAAAUGUAAAUUGAUUGACAUCAAUAAUGGUGUUAAAAUUGAUAAAUUUGGUUUUACAAUGGUGGACCUUGAAAAGGUAGCGUAUAAGGAUGAGCCUUUUAUUAUGGCAUCCCAAGCAAAACAAGUGUUUUAUGUUAGUGAUCCUUCUAACAAAAAAUGGUUAGUGGUUCUCCAAGGUAAAAGUUUUCAUGGACCAAAUGAAAGUCUAGAUUCAACGCUAGAUGUUUUUGACACUCCUCCAUUCUCACAACGAAUACUUACUUUCGUUGAAGAAACUAUAGUGGACGAUGAGUAUGCCACUCGUGAUGAUCAUCAAGAAGGCAUAUGGGAGAAUAUUCAAACAUAA
This is a messenger RNA of Cicer arietinum (chickpea), 2991 nucleotides long. Lineage: Eukaryota; Viridiplantae; Streptophyta; Magnoliopsida; Fabales; Fabaceae. The record is from RefSeq and is a predicted model, not a curated record.